Molecule: messenger RNA, 1599 nt
Organism: Cercopithifilaria johnstoni
Lineage: Eukaryota; Metazoa; Nematoda; Chromadorea; Rhabditida; Onchocercidae
Source: the annotation of a GenBank genome assembly
AUGGUGAAAAAAUUGCAAGAGAGUGCCAAACAACCAGUACGUCAAUCUCAUCGAACUCGCAUUUUAAAUACUCGUUUGGGUACACCACCAAAAAUCCUGAUAGAUAUGCUUAAGGAUCAUUCUUCAUCUAUAGUUGAAAAGUCACUUCCGGCAGUAGUAAACAUGAAAAGAAUAGAAAAUGUUUCGCAAGAGGCAUCAAGAAUUCCGCGUAGGCAAAAUAUCAAGUUAUCAGACACUACCACCCAAUUAUCAGGUGCUAGGUCUCAUCGACAACACAAUCCAAGCAAACGGUAUACUGCAUCAUUUGAGGAAAUGCUUGAACCUGGGCAUUUUUCGAAAAGCGUUUCAAAUGAAACGGUGGCAUUUGUCUUAAAUGAAUCGAGGAAGCUCGAGGCUCCUCGAAGCUCCAAAAAUGAAUCAAUGCAUAUUUUAAGUAAGGCAUUAGACAGCACUUCUUCGAGAACUCGACAUUCUUCUCGCACUCGUGUCCCGAAUUCGCGCUUUGGCUAUUUACUACCUGGUUUUUUGGGGCAACCAGGAAAUGAAAAAAGAAGAGAUAACAAGAAAACAAAUAAUGAAAACAGAAAAGUGGACAUAUUGCCGUUGAUACCAGGGGAAGAAAAAAUUGUUUCAUACAGUCCGAAGAUAAUAUGUGGCAAAUCUGACAUGACAAUCAGGCCACGCCAUUCUGAACGACAGCGCAUUCCGAGCAAACGUCUUAGUUUUCCAGAUGUUUGCCCUAUCAUCACAGCACAGAAAAAAUCCGCUAAAGCAAGACCGAAAAUCAAAGAGGCACAUGUUAAAGUUCAUAAACGUAGGAAUUCCAAUAAGAAACCAGUAAGCAUUCUGAAAACCCAAUUAAGCAUAAAAGCUGCAUCAAAAAAUUUGUCUCUGUCGUCCAUCGCUAGUAAUCGUCAGGUCCACAGCAGCUUAGAAGUCCCGUCGAUAUUAUAUCCGUACAGGCCCGCAAGAAGUCAAGCCCUCUGCGUAGAGCCAUCUUCAUCAAUGACCAAAGACUAUAUCAGUAAAAAGGAUAUUGAGGAACUGAUAGUUGAAAUAAAUAAAGCUUUAACUCGCGCUAUUGAUGAAGAUUAUAGCGAAUUGCGUGAAAAGAUCGGUCAUCAUCUAAACAGUCUUCAUCGGGAAAACUGCCGUUUUCGUCAAGCUCUACAUCAAUUAAGAUCCGAACUAGAUGGUUUAUCAAGCAAUUCAACAAUAAACCAUUACAAUAUGCUCAUAAAACAGAACAGGAAGUUGCGCGAGCAGAAAGUCCUUGCCGAUAUCAAAUGCGAAGCGCAAACGGAGGAAGUGCGUAAAUUGUUAGGGAGAAUCAGAGUGCUAGAAACGCGAAAUAGAAGUCUGGAAGACUUCAGGAGUCGAUUAAUAGAACAAAAGAAGCAGCAACAUUUGAAUGGUGGAACAAAAUAUUCGCAUACUGGUUUGAUGAAUGAUUUGUCCAAGAUGGAAACCCAGAACCUAACGGAUGCUGAAUUAGAUUCGUUGAUUUUGAAUGGAAUUGAUGAUGGAGUUAUGAAGGGUGAUAAAUCCAAUCAUGAUGAAGUGGAAUGGGGUAACGAUUCGUGGAUGUUGCAUUGUUGA